Molecule: messenger RNA, 1508 nt
Organism: Poecilia latipinna (sailfin molly)
Lineage: Eukaryota; Metazoa; Chordata; Actinopteri; Cyprinodontiformes; Poeciliidae
Gene: neil1
Product: nei-like DNA glycosylase 1
Exons: 10
Coding region: 76-1461 (461 amino acids)
Biological process (GO): base-excision repair
Cellular component (GO): nucleus
Molecular function (GO): nucleic acid binding; DNA-(apurinic or apyrimidinic site) endonuclease activity; DNA N-glycosylase activity
Source: RefSeq, a predicted model, not a curated record
AUUCAUCAUUUCGGAGUGACAGCGAUUGCAUAACUUGUUUGGUAACAAACGCAUGCUGCAAAUGUCUUGGGGUUUAUGUUAUACAAAUUAGCAACAAGAAAGCACAUAUUCGUUGAAAUAUAUAUCGCAGAUAUAUGUACCUGCUCUAAACAAGCCCCGUUUUUACUCGGAAGCGACUUCCUGCUUUGGCACAUCUUAAUUUGUUCCAUCAAAAUGCCCGAGGGACCCGAACUCCACUUGGCCAGCCUGUACGUAAACAAAAUGUGCGAUGGAGUGGUCUUUAGUGGACCGGUUAUAAAAUCUGAAGUCAGCAAAAAUCCAGAAGUGGCCUUCACCUGUGAUUCAUUUCGCAUCACAGCCACUUCCAGAGGGAAGGAAGUGAAGUUGACUUUGACGCCCAUGAAGAGUGACGAUGAUGGGAAGCGGCGAUCAAAAGGUGGACAGGCAGAUCAACAUAUGGACAUAGUCUUUCGCUUCGGGAUGUCGGGUUAUUUCCGCUUUACGUCAGAGGACGAAGUUCCUAAACAUGCCCAUCUACGUUUCUACACCAAGGAGAAGCCUCGCAGAGUGCUGAGCUUUGUAGAUACACGAAGGUUUGGCAGCUGGCAACCCAAUGGAACCUGGCAGCCUGACAGAGGGCCCUGCAUCAUGUUUGAGUACAAGAGUUUCAGGGAGAAUGUCUUGUCUCAUCUGAGCGAUCGGGCUUUUGAUCGCCCAAUUUGUGAGGUCCUGCUGAACCAAAAGUACUUCAAUGGUAUUGGGAACUAUCUGAGAGCUGAAAUCCUGUACAGGUUGAACAUCCCACCGUUUGUGUGUGCGAGGGACGCACUGGAAGGCCUUGAGUUAGAGGAUGAAUUUGAGGACGGGAAGCCAGUGAAAGACGAGAUCACAGACACAAAGACUCCAGAGAGGGCUAAAAAGAAAGGAAUGAAACGGGAGGCGGGGGAUGUCCUCAGACUUUGUCAUACAGUUCCUCUGGAGGUCGUCAGCUUAGGCGGUAAGGGCUACGACCCUGAGAAGAUGGACUACUCUGCCUUCGAGGCAUGGCUGCGGUGUUAUUAUGUUGAUGGAAUGAAAUCAGUUCGGGACCACAAUGGCAGAACAAUGUGGUUUAAGGGAGACCCAGGGCCCAUGGCACCCAAAGAUUCCAAAUCACCCAAGACAAAAAAGAGGGCAAAGAAAGAUGAUGACCAUGAUUAUACAGAGAAGAAAAAGGUGGCCAAAAGCAUGAAAGAGAGCACGACAAAGAAAAGGGUGGUCAAAAAGGAAACUCCCAAAAAAGAAAAACCCACACAUCCAAAAGAAGUCGUUUCAAAGAGAGGAAAAGCUGAAAAGACCCAGGAAGAAACACCGCAGAGUGAAACCAAGUCAAGUGCACGUAAAAAGAAAAAUAGCAGCGUCGAAGCUGCUGCAGGCAGAGAGAGACGAAGUGGGAGAGUAACCAGAAAAAACAGCAAAUAAACGUGGAGUCAAAUCUUUCUAUAAAAUAAUUUUAUACUUGUCUAUUU